GACAGACUUCAAGGCUGCUCCAUCCGAGGGGGGGAGAAAAAAACUUCACUUUGGUGAUAAAAGCGGACGAAAGGUUGUGCUUUUCUUCACGGACGUAAAAUGAAAGAGUUACGUGUCAGUGCAGCGGAUUUGGAGCCUGAAAACACCCCGAUGCGCCUCUGACAGCAGCGCCGCGCAGGCACCGUCUCAAGGAGCUCUCCGCCGGAGGAAUUUCUCUCUGAAUUCAAGUCAAGUUGGACAUCCAGGAACCAGUCUGGGAGUAAGCUACAGCACCUUCCUGCCGCCCUCACCGGACAGACAGACACACUAAACCUCCACCAUGGACGAAGAGCAGUGCUACUACAACGAGUCCAUCGCCUUCUUCUACAACCGCAGCGGCAAAUACCUGGCCACCGAGUGGAACACGGUGAGCCGGCUGGUGAUGGGCCUGGGCAUCACCGUGUGCAUCUUCAUCAUGCUCGCCAACCUCCUGGUCAUGAUCGCCAUCUACGUCAACCGCCGGUUCCACUUCCCCAUCUACUACCUGAUGGCCAACCUCGCCGCCGCCGACUUCUUCGCCGGGCUGGCCUACUUCUACCUGAUGUUCAACACGGGGCCCAACACGCGGCGCCUGACCGUGUCCACGUGGCUCCUCCGGCAGGGCCUCAUCGACACCAGCCUGACGGCGUCCGUGGCCAACCUCCUCGCCAUCGCCAUCGAGCGCCACAUCACCGUGUUCCGCAUGCAGCUGCACACGCGCAUGAGCAACCGGCGCGUGGUGGUGGUGAUCGUCAUCAUCUGGACCAUGUCCAUCGUGAUGGGCGCCAUCCCGAGCGUGGGCUGGAACUGCAUCUGCAGCGUGGACUCGUGCUCCAACAUGGCGCCGCUGUACAGCAACUCCUACCUGGUGUUCUGGGCCGUGUUCAACCUGGUGACGUUUGUCGUCAUGGUGACGCUGUACGCCCACAUCUUCGUCUACGUGCGGCAGAGGACCAUGAGGAUGUCGCGGCACAGCUCCGGGCCGCGCCGCAACCGGGACACCAUGAUGUCGCUGCUGAAGACCGUGGUGAUCGUCCUCAGUGCGUUCAUCGUGUGCUGGACGCCCGGCCUGGUCCUGCUCCUCCUCGACGUCUUCUGCGCCAGCUGCAACGUCCUGACCUACGAGAAGUUCUUCCUGCUCCUGGCCGAGUUCAACUCAGCCAUGAACCCCAUCAUCUACUCGUACCGCGACAAGGAGAUGAGCGCCACCUUCAGGCAGAUCCUGUGCUGCCAGCGCCAGGAGAACGUCAACGGGACGGCCGCCGAAGGGUCCGACCGAUCGGCGUCGUCCAUCAACCACACGGUGCUGAGCGGCGGCGGCAUGCACCACCACCACCACAACGAACACUCGGUGGUGUAACGGUGUCGCGGCGCAGGAGAUUACAGAGAUUAACCCGGUCGCUCGGUGGUUAAUCUCUGUGCAGGAGAUACUGAGGAAGAGAGGAUAAAUGGCGUUGAAGCUAAACCAAGAGGAGAAGAUGCUUUGACGAAGGGGGGGUUGAUGGGAAAUGUGGUGAACGGAUCGAGAGAUGGACUGAAGACGGGAAUUAGAGGAGGCUGAGAUGAAAGUGCAGAGAUCGAUGUGGUGGAGAAGAGGAUGAAGAAGAGGAUGAUGGCGGCUAUGAAGAAUGAAUAAAAGAAAUAAAGAAGAGACAAAUACACUUCAUCUGUGCGGAGACAGAAAAAGGGGCGGAGUCUGCUCGUCGGAGAGACUCUGACGGGCUGUUAGUAUUUUUGUUUAGUUUUAUUGUUUUAUAAUUGUGUUGAAUUUGUUGUUAUUGGCGAUGCUGAUAUGAACUAUUUAAGAUGUAAUCUGUGAAGUCGAGGUGAUGCCAGUAUAACCCGCCCUCUCUCGUUCUGUUCUGAUCCAGCUUUGCGACCUGUAGCGGUGGGUUUUAAACCGUACCCCCCCACCCUCCAGGAUCUGAGAAAAGAUUUUUUUUUUUUUUUUUUUUUUAAUUUGAGAAUUGAUUUUGCAGGCUGAAAUUACAGAUUUCAUCCCGUGUUUACAAAGUUGCAGUAUUUGGUUCACUGUGCCUUACAUUUCAAGGGCUGAGACGUUCAUGCAAGCAACAUGAAACAGCCGCUGGAUUUGGGCGCCCAUGGCUUAAAAUUAAAAUUCUGACAAGUCAGUUGAGGACUUGUCUUAAUUUUUCAAUUGCAAAAAAAAAAAAAAAAAAAAACAACUUUUAGGUCCCAACCCAGACUUUGAACAUUAUUCCACUCUCUCCUAUAAAACUUAAUCUCCAUAACUUCAUGCUAAUCUCGGCUGAAUUUCAUGAUAACAUUUUCACCCAUAUUCUAAGCCCAAGGUUUUAAACUUUUUUUUUUAAAUUAAAUGUAUUUUUUUAGAGACUCAAAUGAGAAUUAUUUAAUAGUAUAUAAUUAUUCUUGACAUGUAGAGACACCAAAAAUACCGCAGUGCUAUGAUGUGAGGCCCAUUUGGAUCGAGCCCACAGUUUGACUAAACAGACCUAAAUUUAAUUUCUGCACUACAUUAAUCGUUCUUCUUUUAAUCACAAGUGGUCAUAUAACUUUUAUACGCCGGGGACUCAGUUACUCCAAUGUCCCACACGAUGAUUUCUUAUUACUAAAACGCUUUUGUGAAACCAUCCCAGU
Messenger RNA from Myripristis murdjan (pinecone soldierfish), 2637 nucleotides. It is a transcript of the gene lpar1, whose product is annotated as lysophosphatidic acid receptor 1. Gene Ontology annotation, cellular component: membrane. The transcript is spliced from 3 exons. The record is from RefSeq and is a predicted model, not a curated record. Gene Ontology annotation, molecular function: lysophosphatidic acid receptor activity. Gene Ontology annotation, biological process: G protein-coupled receptor signaling pathway. NCBI's taxonomy places the organism in Eukaryota, Metazoa, Chordata, Actinopteri, Holocentriformes, Holocentridae. The coding region runs from base 320 to 1378 and encodes 352 amino acids.